Messenger RNA from Syzygium oleosum, 985 nucleotides. RefSeq names its product GATA transcription factor 15-like. The record is from RefSeq and is a predicted model, not a curated record. Gene Ontology annotation, biological process: regulation of DNA-templated transcription. Bases 306 to 695 code for a protein of 129 amino acids. Gene Ontology annotation, molecular function: zinc ion binding; sequence-specific DNA binding. The transcript has 3 exons. Lineage: Eukaryota; Viridiplantae; Streptophyta; Magnoliopsida; Myrtales; Myrtaceae.
UCUCUCUCUCUCUCUCUCUCUCUCUCUCUCGCUCAGUGUGCGCUUGUCGGCUCCAUUUUGAGCUCCCUUCCUCAAGAUCGUCACUGACCCUCCUGCUCUCUCCCUCUGAUCCCUCGUUUCCUGGGUUCGAUUCGCUUCUUGCUCCUUCCUGGCCACUUGGGUCCGGCAGAUCUCGCCGCGGGAUCGCUUCUUGGUCCCCCGAUCCCCGGGGUGGUCGCGUCUCGCCGGUCGCCGGAGGGGGGGUGUGUUUCCUGGUGCUUCGCCGGCGUCCGGGAGCUGCUAGAUCUUGCCGAGGGCCGACGCAAAUGCCGGAUCCGGGCGAAAAGGGAUCGGCGGAUUGUUCCGACGGAGCUUCGGCGGACGGGAAGAAGACCUGCGCCGAUUGCGGGACCUCCAAGACGCCUCUCUGGCGCGGCGGCCCAGCUGGCCCUAAGUCUCUGUGCAAUGCGUGCGGGAUCAGGAGCAGGAAGAAGAGGCGGGCGGUGAUCGGCCUGAACAAAGUCGGGGUGGAGAUCAAGAAGGCGAAGCGCAGCAGCAGCAGCAACGGCGGCUCCCUGAAGCGUAGGGUCUUGGCCUGGGGACGAGAGGUGUUGAUGCAGAGACUGAGCGACGAGAGGCAGAGGACGAAGCUGGGAGAGGUGGAGCAAGCCGCCGUGCUCCUGAUGGCCCUGUCGUACGGCUCCGUCUACGCCUGAGAUUCCAUUAAAGAUUUAGGAAUAAGCCGAAAGAAAAGCUAUUCAAGUUUCGACCUUUCCUCCUUCUAGGGUUCCUUGUUUUUUUUCCGGGGUGUCUGUCAACUUUGUAGGCGGGGUGGGUGGAGAUCGUCUUGUUCUUUUGUAAUCUUUGAUUUUAGAUCUGAUGAUGAUGACUAACUGUUCUUGGGAGUAGUAGAUGGGUCGGUCGUUGAGUGUAACAUGUAGCAGCAGGGCAAAAAGAUUCUGUAUUGUGCUAACAAUUUUUAUAUGAUGUUUCUUACAUUUGUUUC